This is a messenger RNA of Kockovaella imperatae, 1097 nucleotides long. RefSeq names its product ras family-domain-containing protein. Gene Ontology annotation, biological process: exocytosis. Gene Ontology annotation, molecular function: GTPase activity; GTP binding. The record is from RefSeq and is a predicted model, not a curated record. Gene Ontology annotation, cellular component: recycling endosome. Bases 236 to 880 code for a protein of 214 amino acids. The transcript has 8 exons. NCBI's taxonomy places the organism in Eukaryota, Fungi, Basidiomycota, Tremellomycetes, Tremellales, Cuniculitremaceae.
AGUGUCACAUUGUGUUAUUAUAUGGGCUUAUUAUACCUCUCACUCACAUCGUUGGGCUAUCCUCUAAUUGACCAGCCUAUCGCCUGCAGCGCUUGACAAGUGCUUAGAACAGUCUCGUGGCAAAGCUCGUCCCACUCAAAUUCCCUGUUUCAAUAACAAAGGACUGACUUAGCCUCUCUGAUCUACAUCUCUUCUUCGAUCGUUAAAGCGAAGUCAUCUGUAGAGGAAAGCAACCAUGGCCGAGGGAUCAAACUAUGACUAUCUGUUCAAGGUCGUCUUGAUCGGUGAUUCUGGUGUCGGAAAAUCUAAUUUGCUAUCUCGAUUCACGCGAAAUGAAUUCAACCUCGAAUCAAAGUCUACUAUUGGAGUGGAGUUUGCGACCAGGAGUAUCAACGUGGACGGAAAGACAGUCAAGGCUCAGAUCUGGGAUACAGCUGGACAGGAACGGUAUCGUGCCAUCACUUCUGCCUACUACAGAGGCGCCGUGGGAGCUCUGCUAGUGUACGACAUUGCCAAGCAUCAGACUUUUGAAAAUGUCAUUCGGUGGUUGAAAGAGCUCAGAGACCAUGCGGAUCAGAAUAUUGUCAUCAUGCUCGUGGGAAACAAGAGCGAUUUGAAACACCUUCGAGCGGUCCCAACAGAUGAGGCUAGGGGUUUCUCAACUGAGAAUGGCCUAUCAUUCAUCGAGACUUCAGCUUUGGACGCAUCCAACGUCGAGUCGGCAUUCCAGAACAUCUUGACAGAAAUCUACCGCAUCGUGUCCUCCAAAUCCCUCGAAUCAUCAGGAGACGUUAUCCGUCCUUCCGGCGGAGAAACUAUCCUUGUUGCUCCGACUGCCGAUGACGGAGGUGCCAAGCAGAAGAGCAACUGUUGUGCUUGAGCAGGGAUCGGUGCUGAGCGAGGGGACGACGCUCGAUUAGAUUAUCUCGAAGUGUCUUCCUCCAAAGUGGGGCUCUACCCACCCGCUUAUCUCAUCUCGUGUCUUUCUGCUCUACUCUAUGGGGUCUUCUCUCUAUCUCCCCCGUCUCCAUUCUCGGGGUUUUUCUGCCGUAGCUGUUACAUUCGUGAUCUAUACAAUGUACAUUAUAUCAUUGAGA